Trichophyton rubrum CBS 118892 is the source of this 1411-nucleotide messenger RNA. RefSeq lists its product as uncharacterized. The transcript has 3 exons. Lineage: Eukaryota; Fungi; Ascomycota; Eurotiomycetes; Onygenales; Arthrodermataceae. The record is from RefSeq and is a predicted model, not a curated record. The coding region runs from base 111 to 1172 and encodes 353 amino acids.
CUUUUACAGCUCGACGAAGGACGCGAAGAGGACAUGAAGCGUUUCGUGUCCUGACAGCGGACGCCUCACUUGACCCACGCCUCGCUACGAGCCCAGCUUCACUAGUUGACAUGCCGCCUGAUCUAAAUUCACUCCCUCCAUCCACGUCCUCUUCUCCUUACCAGAAUCGCAGAGUCAGCCUGUCAAUGGAUAGCAGCAACGGCAGCCUCGCGCACUCGCUUUCCCCUCGAUCAUCGUCGAUCUCGCUACAGGCCACAGCAACCAUGAAUGCGGCAGCAGACUCGUCUCGCCGUUCCUCCUCUGGAGCCCACCGCGGCUCGCCUCAGACAAGACUCUCUGAGCGUCGUCGGUCUGGAGCUGCCAAUCUCCACGAAGCCUCCCAUUCUGACCCUACCGGCACCGAGUCUCCUCAGAAUAGACACAAUCGCUCUUCGUUUGGGAGUGUUUUCAGAACUCAUAGUCCUACCAGCAUUGCUGGAAGCCCUGUGAUUGCUACUGGAGACCCCCACCAUCAGCGUGCCCCUUCACUUGGCGAGCUGCACCAGGAGCUUGAGCAGGAGCAGGAAGCUCAAGUUAAUCGACUCUUGUUGAUGAUUCGCAACCAGCAAGCCCAGUUGCAGCAGCUUCAAUCACAGCAGCAGACCGCAGCAGGCGGCGGGACAGCCAUCGAUGACUCAACUCCCACCUCUGAGAGAUCAUUCUCCUUCCCACCUAUCCCACCGUUACCUGUUGCUAGCCAGCGAAUCCCCAUUCCUACUGGGUCUAACCUCUCUGCCCGACGGGGCUCGAACGCUGCCAUGUCCCCGCUUACCUCCAUUCACCCUGCCGGGACACAGGGAGAGACCGGCACUAGCGCGGGGAGCAACGACUGGCUCCAACUCUCGGAUUCUAAUGGCCGUCGAGGCAGCAGAGAUGAAAACUCUUACUACCAAGCUGAGACAGCUGCUUUGUCUAGAGAGAAUCAGAUGCUCAAGGUUCGCAUUAGGGAACUAGAGCGACAAGUAGCUGAGUUGACUGCUAAUAAUAGCCAAUCAUCACCAUCAGCAACCCAGCCAAGUGAGAGUACUCAGCCAACUCCCGCUGCGUCUGCUACCACCUCUGCUGCUACAACUGAUGCUGCUACUGAGAGCAACCCGCAGACACCAACAGUCCAGGGCAGCUCCGGGCCAUGAAAAAGAUAACACCUUGAGUGAAACUAAAGGUAACAAGGUGUUACUACAUUAACUACCAUAGCACGCAUGAUGCGCAUCCAUAUAAGCAGCAAGGAGAAAUGCGACCCGCCCAUAGUAUGUUAGGACUGCCAAUAGUACAACAAAAAGGCUCUAAACAAGCCCUGUGAAUGGGAUCUAAAAUAACAAAGCAAAAAUACCAAAGAAAGAAAAAAAAAGAAAAAAAAUUGGGGAAACCACAA